Messenger RNA from Impatiens glandulifera, 1772 nucleotides. Its product is annotated as MLO-like protein 12. The record is from RefSeq and is a predicted model, not a curated record. Gene Ontology annotation, biological process: defense response. Gene Ontology annotation, cellular component: membrane. Bases 80 to 1618 code for a protein of 512 amino acids. The transcript is spliced from 14 exons. Lineage: Eukaryota; Viridiplantae; Streptophyta; Magnoliopsida; Ericales; Balsaminaceae.
CUAUCUAUCUCUCUAAUGAGAAAUAGAGGGUAGCAAAAUCCUUAAGAGUUGAGGGAAGAAAGCUUGAAGAAGUUCAGCUAUGGCAGUUGAGUCAGGGGGGAGUCUAGAAGUUACACCCACAUGGGCAGUGGCCACAGUUUGCUUCGUUUUGAUCUCUCUUUCUCUACUCAUCGAAUACAUAUUUCACCUCCUCUCCAAAUUAUUUCAAGCCAAGAGGAAAAAAUCACUCCUUCGUGCUCUUGAACUGGUCAAAUCAGAGUUGAUGUUACUGGGCUUCCUCUCUCUGUUGUUGACUGUAAGCCAGAAGCGAAUUGCCAACAUCUGCAUAACGAAGAAGGUUGCUGAGUUUUUUCUCCCAUGCAAAACUCUGGAGAAUGAUGAGAAUGAGGAAUCCAAAUGUCUGGAACAGGGGAAGUUAUCUUUGAUGUCAAGAGCUGGUGUGGAACAGCUCCAAUACUUAAUCUUUGUACUAGCUUUCUUCCAUGUUUUCUUUUCAACUCUAAUCCUUUUCCUUGGAAUGUUUAAGAUGAAAAGAUGGGAAUCUUGGGAGGCAGAAACUUCAACUUUUCAAUAUCAGUUUUCAACUGAUCCUAGAAGGAUUCGGAUGAUUCAUCAAACAUCGUUUGGGAAACGACAUUUACAGUCUUGGUCCGAACAUAGGCACCUUCGGUUGCCGGCUUGUUUCUUGCGUCAAUUCUUUAGCUCUGUAUCCAGAAUAGAUUAUGUUACCCUUCGACAUGGAUUCAUAAUGGCACAUUUUGAUGAAGGAAGUAGCUUUGAUUUCCAAAAAUACUUGAAAAGAGCUUUAGAGAAAGACUUUGGUGAAGUGGUGGGAGUGAGAUAUUGGAUGUGGAUUUUCUAUGCAAUUUUUCUAUUCUUAAAUGCUCGUGUAUUUCACAACUACUAUUGGCUACCCUUUAUUCCACUUGUGAUGUUGCUGGUUGUUGGCACAAAAUUACAGAGCAUCAUAAUUAAGAUGUGUUUGGAUACAAAAGAUAGAUCCAUUGUGGUUGAAGGAGGUUUACUUGUCAAGCCAUGUGACUGUUACUUCUGGUUUGGAAACCCUAAACUGGUUCUCCACCUCAUUCACUUCAUAUUGUUCCAGAAUUCUUUUCAAAUGGCAUUCUUCACAUAUACUUGGUACACAUUUGGGUUAAGAACUUGCUACCAUGAAACAACAGAGGACAUUGUCAUCAAGAUAGCAUUUGGAUUGCUUGUUCAUAUCCUCUGUGGCUAUGUUACUCUGCCUCUCUAUGCUUUAGUUACACAGAUGGGAACAUCUAUGAAACUUGCUGUUUUCACUGAUGGGGUGGCAAAGGGUUUGGAAAGGUGGAGGAAAAAUGCCAAGAAGAAAAUAGCUAACCGCCCCAAUAUUCCGACUAUGGAUGCUUCGAUAACUUCGCUUUACACUUCUGCAUCUUUCGAUACGAUUGAAUCCCGUAGUUCUUCCUCUUCGGAACUUGAUAAUAAUUCAUUGGCUGAUGGGAGUGCGAGGUUUAGGGAUGUCAAAACGAGAUAUGAAGAAGACAUUGUUGAUGAAGAACAUGAGAUAAAGAGGAAUGCUAGGAAGUUGGGAUCGUUCGAUGAUCAGAACAUUGAUUUCAACAAAAACCAAUAAUUUUUACAUUCAAAUGUUUUUCUUUCUUCUAAUUACUAUGAUUGGUUUGCAUAUAGAUUCAGUUAGUUUGGCUUAAUGAAAGUUAAGGCUUGUAUAAUUAUUAUGAAGUGAUUAUGUAAUUCAGUUGAUCUUAAUAUGCAUAGCUUGUAUAGAA